CCACACAUUUGAGACUUCUACCUGACUUCAUUCUUUGUCUCAAGAAAUUUUAUUUUGUGAUUUUAGCACUGUUCGAGACCCAUGUCACUUCUUGGCAUAUUAGUUUAAGAGUCUUUCUCUGGGAUGUGGACAUUGCUCCUUAGCUGUCCUAACAAACAUCGAAUUAUUAUUAUUCGGGUAGACUUCGGAAACAUCUCAACACCCAGAUUUCCAUUUCUUUGAAGAUGGGUCGGGAGUGCAUCUCACUUCAAAUUGGGCAAGCUGGUUGCCAGAUGGGGAACCAGCUUUGGGAAUUGUACUUACUGGAACACGGUAUCGGAAAUGACGGAGUUCUAUCUCCGUCCAUAAAAAAGGCUAACCAACGAACAUAUGAAAAUGCGUACGAUACGAUCUUUAAUGAAACGGAAAGUGGACAACUUGUUCCCAGGACCGUGAUCGUGGACCUCGAGCCAACUGUUACUGAUGAGAUAAGAAAUGGCCCUUAUCGCUCCCUCUUCCACCCAAGUCAAAUAGUUAGCGGUAAGGAGGAUGCUUCAAACUGUUACGCCAGAGGAUUUUACACGUUGGGUAGAGAGCUCCUGGAAGAGACAAUGGAAAAUGUGCGGAGACAAGUAGAGGCUUGUGAAACAGUCCAGUCUUUCUUUGUAUUUCACUCAUUUGGUGGAGGAACGGGAUCUGGGUUUACUUCACUCCUAUGUGAUAACAUUGCUGAAGAGUUUACCUCAAAAACAAGGCUGGCUUGUGCAAUUUAUCCUUCUCCAACGAUCUCCACAGCAAUAGUGGAACCGUAUAAUGCUGUCCUUCUAACUCACACAAGCAUGGAAAACAUGGACGUCGUCUUCCUCAUGGACAAUCAAGCGAUGUACAAUCUGUGUCGAUCCAGGCUAAAUAUCGAACGACCCUAUUACUCAAACAUUAACAGAUUGGUAUCCCAAGUUGCCAGCGCAAUCACGUGUUCCCUACGAUUUAGCGGCUCCCUAAAUGUGGACCUAAGCGAGUUUCAGACCAACCUGGUCCCGUACCCUAGGAUCCAUUUCCCUGUCACUGCUCUAGGUCCUAUUAGAAGCCCUGAACAGGCCUAUCAUGAGAACACCUCAGUUGGACAGAUAACAGAGCAGGCGUUCUCAAAAGAAAACCUAUUUUUAACAUGUGAUCCUACUCACGGCUCUUACAUGGCAUGUGGACUCCUUUACCGCGGGGACGUGAUCCCAAAAGACGUCAACACGGCUAUCGCCAACAUCAAACAGAAAAGAGCUGUUCAGUUUGUUUCGUGGUGUCCAACUGGAUUCAAAGUUGGGAUCAACCAUAGGUUACCCGUGUUCCCUGCCGACAGCGAUCUCGCUAUCACUAAUAGAUCUGUGAGCGUUCUGUCUAAUAAUACCUGUAUUGGAGACGUCUGGCAGGUCUUGAAUAGGAAGUUCGAUCUGUUGUUCAGAAAACGGGCAUUUGUCCACUGGUAUGUGAACGACUGCAUGGAAGAGGGCGAGUUUUCCGAGGCUAGAGAAAAUCUGGAAGCACUGGAAGAAGAUUAUCGAAGUGCCUUCGAUGUAGAAGAGGAUCAGGAAGUAGAGUUUUAGUCGCCAGGUCUGGAUCUGGAUAUACAGCUGUGAUUUAAUAACUUCAAUCAACCAUUUUAUAUGUUCUCUUUUAUCUUUA
This is a messenger RNA of Bolinopsis microptera, 1656 nucleotides long. RefSeq names its product tubulin alpha-4A chain-like. The transcript has 7 exons. The record is from RefSeq and is a predicted model, not a curated record. NCBI's taxonomy places the organism in Eukaryota, Metazoa, Ctenophora, Tentaculata, Lobata, Bolinopsidae. Gene Ontology annotation, molecular function: GTP binding; structural constituent of cytoskeleton. Gene Ontology annotation, cellular component: microtubule; cytoplasm. Gene Ontology annotation, biological process: mitotic cell cycle; microtubule cytoskeleton organization. Bases 225 to 1577 code for a protein of 450 amino acids.